AUGCAGACGUACGGUUUUAUUACAGCUUCCCUACUACUCUCUGCUGGGGUUUUGGCUCAGCAGCAAGUGACCGUCAACUUGCCUUCAUCCUCAAGCAAUGUUAAGGUUCCCAAUCACUUUCAUGGGUUCUCUAUGGAGUUGACCUCAAUGAACGAGUAUUUUGGAUCAGACGAAAACCAUCGCGAUCCAGUUUUUAUGCAGCUGCUGAGAAAUGUCAGAGAUAGAACCGGCUCAUUGUUAUUGCGUGUUGGUGGAAAUUCGCAAGACACUGCCUAUCCGGAUGAAAAUAUCCAGUCAGCUAUUGAAAAGACUAAAGUAGUAGCUCCACGCAUCAACAGUGGUGCAACGACUUUUGAUGUCAAGGUGUCAAAGAAGCUAUUUGAUGUCAUGAACGGCGUCAGUUCAGCCACUGGUGCUAAAUGGAUGUAUGGCCUGAACUUCGAAGAUGCGAAAAAUAUGGACUCUGCAAAGUACCUGGGACAGGCUGCUGUCGAAACUCUCGGUGACCACUUGUUUGCCAUUCAGAUUGGUAAUGAACCAGAUUUAUAUGCCAAGCAUGGUGUUCGUACACCCGAUUGGGGUAUUCCUCAGUAUGUUGACGAAUGGACAAGUUGGGCUUCCACCCUUCAUGAACAGUUCGCACCUGCCCUCAAGAAACAGGAUAUUUUCACCGGUGCUGUCAUUUGUUGUGACUGGAAUGUCUCUGAUAUUAUGCAAUCUAACUUCAUGUCAAAUGGCAACAAUAUGAACUAUCUCAAUUCUAUCACUGUUCAAAAGUACAGUUCCAACAACUGCUUUGGAAAAGCAAAGGGUGACUACACAGAUUAUCUCAAUCACGAAUGGAUCAUCAAGAACCCCAAGGCAUUGUAUACAGAAUCUGCAAAGACAAUUAAUGCUGCUGGAAAGCAACUCAUCAUGGGAGAGACAAACACGGCUGCCUGUGGCGGUAUCCCCGGUGUUAGUGAUACAUUCGUAUCCGCUCUCUGGGCAGUUGACUGGAUUUUGUACCUUGCAUCCAUCGGCUUUUCAUCCGUGUCACUACAAAUAGGAGGAAAAACUACUUUAUAUAAUCCCAUGUACAAUAUUGACUCUGCAUGGGAGGUUGCACCUAUCUAUUACAGCUCAUUAGCUAUCUCUGAGGCCGUGGGCAAGGACAAACAAGCUCAAUUUGAAAACAUUGAUCUCGGAUCAAGCACUUUGUCAUCCUACGGUGUUUUCCAUGACAACUCUUUCAAGUAUGCUGUCCUCCUCAAUACGGAUAUAAAUCAAGAUGCCACUUAUAUACUCAAAGGAGGUUGGAGCUCCAUGCCUUCCGAGGUCAAGGUUAAGCGAUUAUUGGCAUCAAACUAUGAAGAAAAGAACAACAUUACUUGGGGUGGUCAAACUUUCAGCGGCUCCUUUGACGGUCAACUGAAAGGCGAUUUGCAACUGGAGACAGUAAAAUGUGACGCAGACAGUUGCACCAUUAAACUACCACCCACCUCUGUUGCAUUUGUAGGAACCGAUAUUGACACCGUUGACCCUUCAAGCAUUCUGAAUGAAUCAACGAAUGGCGUUAAUAAUAGUACUAGCGCACCUGCCGCUACUGGCUCUAAUGUUGUAACCGGUUCUAGUGAUGCUGUACCUGUCUCACGAAAAGCUUCUAUUGUCUUUGCCACUGCUCUUUGUGGCAUUGUCGGCGCCUUCUUGACAAACUUCAUGUAA
This is a messenger RNA of Umbelopsis ramanniana AG, 1704 nucleotides long. RefSeq lists its product as uncharacterized. The transcript is spliced from 2 exons. The record is from RefSeq and is a predicted model, not a curated record. NCBI's taxonomy places the organism in Eukaryota, Fungi, Mucoromycota, Umbelopsidomycetes, Umbelopsidales, Umbelopsidaceae. The coding region runs from base 1 to 1704 and encodes 567 amino acids.